ACUUAUCUUCGGAUAGAGACGUAGUCCCAUUGCAAGGCAAUAAUAAUUCAUCAUGUGAUAUAAAAACCGUUUCCCAGGGAAACGAUCAGCAAAAAAUUGAUAACUUAUCUUUGGAUAGAGACGUAGUCCCAUUGCAAGGCAAUAAUGAUUCAUCAUGUGGUAUAAAAAACAUUUCCCAGGGAAACGAUCAGCAAAAAACAACUACAAAUACUUCUUUACCAGUGGAGAAUUUUGACGAUUCUGAUGAAAUUGAGCUUACUAAAAAUCAAAAUAUAGAAUUAGAUUUAAUACAAGAUUUACAGAAUGGUAUACUUAUUGUUACACCUGAUCCUAUAGAAACACCUCCUGAAGAUAUCGUAGAUAAUGGGCAGAGCCCAGAUUCUUUGAGUCAUGAAAAAUCAUCAUCUAAAAUCACAACACAAAACUUAAUCAAUUUGUUUAGAAAAGCUAUACGAUUUGGACAUGAAGAAAUUUUAUCCUGGAUUCACUAUUCAGAUAAUUUUGAGAAUAAAGUUAUCGAAAUUUGA
This is a messenger RNA of Diversispora eburnea, 527 nucleotides long. NCBI's taxonomy places the organism in Eukaryota, Fungi, Glomeromycota, Glomeromycetes, Diversisporales, Diversisporaceae. The record is from the annotation of a GenBank genome assembly.